CCCGAUGCAGGACUUGAUCCCAGGACUCCAGGAUCAUGACCUGAGCCGAAGGCAGUUGCUUAACCAACUGAGCCACCCAGGCGCCCCAUUACCACCUUUAUUGCUCCAGGUUUCCGGGGAGGAAACAGGCCCAGGAGGGCAAUUUCUUGCCACCCUCACACCUAGUUAAGUAGCAGCUCUGGUCUCAGCACAAGUUCUAACCACCGGACCUUCCCAGCAGUCAGCCUGAGACAAAUAACUGUCUGGGCCUCAGUUUCCUCAGCUGUAAACGGGCCUGUGGUUGAAAGAAGAAAGUGGUUGUACGGCCUGGCACAGGAGGUGCUGAGUUCCCAACCUCUCUCAAGUCCCAGGCCACGGCGGUCUCCAGGCCUGAGCCCCUCACUUCCUGCCCCCCAACCAGCAGGGGGAGCCAACAACUUAGCCAAGCUCUGAGAAAGGCAAGUCAGCCUGGCCCUUCAUUAGCUCAGACGUGGCAGGAAGCCUCAGUGGCUGUGGACAGGCCAGAAGGGGCCAGGCCUCCAUACCUCCUCCCUGCUGCAGCUUUGCAUUGUCCACACCCCCUUCUCAGGGCCCACACCCACUCAUGGCCCCUUUAAACCCUGGAGGCUGAUUUUAAGUCUCUUCCUCUGUUCUGCACAGCACACCUGGGGAGGGCAAAGUUGGCUCCUGGCUGAGCCCGAAGUCUGUCCUGAGACUGAGAGGGAAGGCGUUAGGCUGUAGGCCAAGAAGAGUUGUUCCUAUCAGCUUUGAAGAGUGCAGUCUCCAUAGAAGACGGGCUCAGUGACUCAAGGAGACAUGCUGCCAGCAGGAGCAAACCAUACCUGGUUCAGACACACCUCUGCAAGUGUGUCCGCCCCUCCCCCACUCCCCAUUCUGGGCACUAGGGAUACAGCCGUGACCGCAGACCCUAUCCCCAUGGAGCUCACAGGCCAGAUCAACAAGGAAAUGAGCUAGCUAAAACGACAAGCAUUAUCCACAGAGACACUCUGGGGGCUGUGGAGGACAGGAGGGAGCCCCUGCCCAGCUGUGAAGGGGCCUCCGUAGGAUGUGUGGCAUCCCAGUAAGACCUGAUGGGUGAGGGGCAGCCAGCCCCACAAGCUGUGGGAAGACAGUGUUCCAGACUGGGAGGGACCUGCGUGCGGGGGCCAGUCCGACGAUCCUUCUGUGCGCUGCCUGGGCUGCAGCGACACCCAGGGCCCAAAAGGCAGAUGGUGAGGAAAGGGAGGGUCACCCCGACCUCAUCCCUGCAGCGAAGAGAGGACACCUAGGAAGGGUCGCCUAGGAAGGCAGGCGAUGGUAAGGGGGCGCUCCCCUCACAGCCAGUGGGAAUCCUCCCAUCUCUGGGGACCUGGGCCACCCCCUUCGUCCUCCCACCCCAGGUGGGGCAACACUCUCUGCACCCCUCUCGACAGACAAGUUGGGGCCUCGAUACUAGGAAAUAAGGCCCCCGGGUUCCGGUCUCGGCUUCACCACUGACUCGAAUUGUGAUCUCCAAGUCUUCGCCCCUCUCUGCCUCAUUUUCCCCAUCUGAAUCCUGGGACCUCUGACCUCCCACGCCAUACCGCUCUGGCUUUGGGAUUCUGGGAUAUUUGGAGAUGGACUUUUGCUUCUGGGGCGAGUUCGGCAGGACUGACGGCACGAGUGCCAGCCAGUCUGGGUCCCCCAUUCGAUUCCAUUCCCUAGGGAGAGUCGGGGAACAGCGUGACCCGCAAUACCCUUGGAAACUACAUUUCCCGGCAUGCGAAGGGGGAGGCGGCACCCUCCUGUCUAGGGACACGUCGUCCCCGGCCCGCCUAAAGACUACGACUCCCGGCGUGCCCUGCGGCCCAGGGCCUGAAGGGCCCGGAUCCGGAUCUGCGGUGGCUUGCAGCUCGGGUGUGCGAGUGCGGGGGAGAUGGCCACGGGGACAGACCAGGUGGUGGGACUCGGCCUCGUCGCCGUUAGCCUGAUCAUCUUCACUUACUACACCGCCUGGGUGAUUCUCUUGCCAUUCAUCGACAGCCAGCAUGUCAUCCACAAGUACUUCCUGCCCCGAGCCUACGCUGUCGCCAUCCCGCUGGCCGCCGGCCUCAUGCUGCUCCUGUUUGUGGGACUGUUCAUCACCUACGUGAUGCUGAAGAACCAGAAAGUGACCAAAAAGGUUCAGUGAAGGCCCAGCAGGGCUGAGGCUGCUGGCCUUUCCUCUGCCUCCCCUCCAAAGGUGGGGUGCAUAGGACCCAUCCAGGCACUGCAGCCCCCUCCAGCCUGGCUGCCCUGCAGACAUCCCUGUGGGAUGGAGCUGUCUGGGACCUACCACACAGGCCUGCUCCUUCCCUGCUCAACCUUCCAGAAGCCAGGAGGGACGAUUACCUGGAAGCCUCCCCCUCACCCCUUUCUGGCUCAGGGCCUGAAAGAUGCCGGUCAUCCCUACCUCACCUUCAGACUCCCUGUUGCCUUUUCCCCUGGGUUCUACCCUCUUGUUUCAGUUUCCCUCCUGUCACCUGCUGAUGUCGGACUUGGUAGGUUCUGAGGCAUCAUGCGACCUUUUCCCACAUGUCCUGCUCCUCCUCGGAGGCAGCUUUCCCAGGUCUGACAUUGCUCUGGGCCUCACAAAGCCUAAGGGGAGGACUGACAGGCUCUGGGGUUACCACCAGGCCUCAGGGUCCAUUAGGGUGGCCACAGUGGGCCCCCGGACCAACUGCUUCUCACAGGAGGCCCAGCCCCCCAGCCCUAGCGCUGGCCUCUUGGGGAGAGCUGAACAAUAAACACUGAUGAUGUGUU
This is a messenger RNA of Mirounga angustirostris (Northern elephant seal), 2760 nucleotides long. It is a transcript of the gene DPM2, whose product is annotated as dolichyl-phosphate mannosyltransferase subunit 2, regulatory. Gene Ontology annotation, biological process: GPI anchor biosynthetic process. The coding region runs from base 1895 to 2149 and encodes 84 amino acids. Lineage: Eukaryota; Metazoa; Chordata; Mammalia; Carnivora; Phocidae. Gene Ontology annotation, molecular function: enzyme regulator activity. Gene Ontology annotation, cellular component: dolichol-phosphate-mannose synthase complex; endoplasmic reticulum membrane. The record is from RefSeq and is a predicted model, not a curated record. The transcript has 4 exons.